AUGAAGGAAUCGAAUGUCAAGUUCUACACCAGCUCCACUCCCAGCGGUGUGAAGGUGUCCAUUGCUCUGGAAGAGCUCGGAAUACCUCACAAACUUGAGCAUCUGGACAUCUCAACCAGCCGACAAGAGGAACCUUGGUUCCUUGAGAUCAAUCUAGAUGGCCGAAUUCCCGCAAUCACCGAUACCCUCGCAGAUGGCAUCUUCGAGUCUGGUAGCAUCCUCAUCUAUCUCGCCGAACAAUACGAAAAAAUACCACAAGAUCAGCUUCCCAGUCGAAUGCUGGUUUUGGACCCAUGCAAGGCCAAGUCAACCACUUUGUCCGCCUUCCGCCUUGCGCCUCAGAAGAUUCAAUAUGCGAUUGACCGCUACGUGACUGAGGUGAGACGGCUAUACUCUGUGAUCGAAAAGCGCCUUCAACAGUCCAAGUCUGGCUUCCUUGUCGGUGAUCAUAUCUCACUUGCUGAUAUCACCACGGUCGGCUGGGUCAUCUGGUCUGGGUUUGCUGGUGUUGACAUGACUGAGUUCCCAGCUAUUGUAAGAUGGGAGCGGAUGCUCAACGCCAGGCAUGCCGUGGCAAAGGGCUUGGACGUUCCCAAGCCUCUCAAAAUUAGAGCUGCUACUGCUGGUAACAGUGUUAAGCGGGUCGGCAACGUAGGAAGCAAGAUGGCAACCCAAACAAAAACGCGUAGUUCCCUUUCCCGUUUCCUCUUCAACCACCCACCAUGCCACCAAAACGCGCCAAAUCCUCUCAACAUUUAG
Molecule: messenger RNA, 759 nt
Organism: Penicillium verhagenii
Lineage: Eukaryota; Fungi; Ascomycota; Eurotiomycetes; Eurotiales; Aspergillaceae
Product: glutathione S-transferase family protein
Exons: 3
Coding region: 1-759 (252 amino acids)
Source: RefSeq, a predicted model, not a curated record